Molecule: messenger RNA, 369 nt
Organism: Oldenlandia corymbosa var. corymbosa
Lineage: Eukaryota; Viridiplantae; Streptophyta; Magnoliopsida; Gentianales; Rubiaceae
Source: the annotation of a GenBank genome assembly
AUGGCUAGGAUUAGUGUUACUGUUCUGCUGCUAUUCAGUAUGAUGCUAAUUUGUCAGCUGCAGGUCAAAGCAGGAGCAUCCACUCAGCAAUUUUUCAAACAUGAUUCCAAGGUUCUUCAGAAAUCCAUCGUUGAAAGAGUAAAUAGUGAUGCCACUGCUGGAUGGAAAGCUGAUAUGAGUCCUCGAUUUUUGAAUUAUACAGUUGGCCAAUUUAAGCAUCUUCUUGGAUUAAAGCCUACACCAAAGAGUAUUUUGGAAAGCACACCAGUUAUCACUCAUCCUCCUCAUCUGAAGUUGCCUACCCAUUUUGAUGCACGCACUGCUUGGCCUCAAUGUGCUACCAUUGGAAGAAUUCUUGGUCAGUCAUGA